CAGCGACGGCAAGGCAGUAGUGAAGGCAGGCCGACGCCCAAGAGUUGAGACGAAAAGCGAAGAAGAUGUCACUGGUGGACUACGCAUCUUCAGACGACGACGUUUCCGAGGAGGAAGAUAAGGAAAACAUAGAAAACGAGCCAGCAGCUGAAGCACCCAUGGAUCAACCCACUCGUCCUCCCACCCAACCUGUUGGUUCAUCGUAUCAGCAAAGUACUCCCCAAUCAUCAGCUCCUACAGUCGAGAAACUUCCUGAUGCUUCACAACUCUUUGACUCUUCUGAGUUCUCACCCAAUAUGCUGAGUGAUAGCUAUCACUCUUCUCGUGUUGCAGCUGCAAGUGCUGAGAGUGCAUCGCGCAAAAGAGAGUCAAAUUCAUUUGCUUCUCCUGUGACCCGCAGUAAACUUCCCAGAGGUAACUUGCCCCAUUCCAAAAAUAUUCCAGAUACACUUGGUGCUAUGCUGGUUCCACCUCAGCUUCGUGGAAGGAGCAAUGUUGUCACAGAAGAUGUUAGCAAGCUAUUUGUCAAAAAGCCAACUGGCGGUUCACCACAGUAAUGGUGAUCAUCUUUAUGUGUGAUGGUGUAGUUGUAGCCUUAGAUAAUGACUAUCAUAUUGACUGUUGAGAUUUUCGCUUCUGUAUGUAAAGACUCUUAGAGGAGCCCUUUUAUUGUAUCUACAUAUUAGACUCGGACAUUGUGA
Argentina anserina (silverweed cinquefoil) is the source of this 701-nucleotide messenger RNA. RefSeq lists its product as uncharacterized. The record is from RefSeq and is a predicted model, not a curated record. The transcript is spliced from 3 exons. NCBI's taxonomy places the organism in Eukaryota, Viridiplantae, Streptophyta, Magnoliopsida, Rosales, Rosaceae. The coding region runs from base 66 to 557 and encodes 163 amino acids.